Capsaspora owczarzaki ATCC 30864 is the source of this 660-nucleotide messenger RNA. RefSeq names its product peptidylprolyl isomerase. NCBI's taxonomy places the organism in Eukaryota, Filasterea, Ministeriida, Capsasporidae. Gene Ontology annotation, molecular function: peptidyl-prolyl cis-trans isomerase activity. Gene Ontology annotation, cellular component: catalytic step 2 spliceosome. The coding region runs from base 60 to 554 and encodes 164 amino acids. The record is from RefSeq and is a predicted model, not a curated record. The transcript has 7 exons. Gene Ontology annotation, biological process: protein peptidyl-prolyl isomerization.
CCCAAAGUUGCCAUGCCCGAUCUUUCUUUCAUUCUUUGUUUUUUUCCACACCAUCCAAAAUGUCCAUCCCAUCCGAGUCGUGGCGUCCCGAAUCUGUCGUGCUUGAGACGUCGAUGGGCGCAGUCAUUGUCGAGCUGUACUGGGACCACGCUCCCAACACGUGCCGCAACUUUGCCGAGCUGGCACGAAGAGGCUACUAUGAUGGCAUCAAGUUCCACCGAAUUGUCCGAGACUUUGUGAUUCAGGGAGGCGAUCCCACUUCAACAGGCCGUGGUGGCAUGUCGAUCUACGGUGAAAAGUUUGCCGACGAGCUGACCCGCGAACUAAAGCACACGGGUGCUGGCAUUCUGUCCAUGGCGAACAGCGGCCCAAACACGAAUGGCAGCCAAUUCUUCAUCACUCUCGCGCCGACCCCACAUCUCGAUGGUAAACACACGAUUUUCGGACGCGUCAGCUCGGGCAUGUCCAACGUGCACAAGAUGAGCUUGGUGGCGACGAACAGUGCCGAUCGGCCAUUGGAGGACGUGGUGAUUGUGAAGGCCAGCGUGUUGUAGACCUGUCACAUGGACGUUUGUUGUGCGAAUUUCAGUCUGUUUGUUUUCUUUUCCCGGCCAAGCAAUGAAAAGGGGCCCAUUUUUUAAGCCUGAAGCUUUUACAGAA